Molecule: messenger RNA, 1272 nt
Organism: Musa acuminata subsp. malaccensis (wild Malaysian banana)
Lineage: Eukaryota; Viridiplantae; Streptophyta; Magnoliopsida; Zingiberales; Musaceae
Source: RefSeq, a predicted model, not a curated record
GCGAAGAGGGGGAAGGCUUCGAGGUCCGGCCGUUCCCUUUCGCAGUCCCCGUCCCUAAAUCUCGCCUCCGUGACAGCAUCUUAGACGAAUUUGCGACCGAUCGCAGACACCUUAUUUCUUUGUUGCUGACAUUACCGAGAGAACAAAUGUCAAACCAGUAAGCAUCAUAUGAACUUCCCCUUGGUGACUCAUUUCAAAAAACUCAUAGGGAUGUUGUCCGGUCAUGCUAUCGGUUUACAUGAAAGAAGUGAAUCUGAUGAGCUUUUAUUGGAAGAUCCUGUGUCUGAGGUUGGUGAUGAGGAAGAGCUUUCUGGAAAGGUGUUGUUUGCAGCCUCAUUUGAGGAGCUUGCUAAAAACCAUGUGCAGUAUGAUACAAUUAUAUGGGUUCUAAUUUCACUGUUGCUUGUUUUGGCCUGGGGAGUUGGUAUUAUCAUGCUCCUAUAUCUGCCAGUUAGAAGAUAUGUGCUUCAGAAAGAUAUUUCUUCACGCAGACUUUACGUCACAUCCGACAUGAUAGUUUACAAGGCUACUAGGCCAUCUUUUUUACCAUUUUUAGGCUUGACUAAAAUCGAGAAGCGCAUCCCCCUUCAUCUAGUUAUUGACAUCAUAAUUGAGCAAGGCUGUUUGCAAUCUAAUUACGGAAUACAUACUUUUAGGAUUGAAAGUGUAGCUUAUGGAAAAGCUGCACCAGUGGAUGAACUACAGUUCCAAGGUGUCUCCAACCCAGGACUCCUAAGAAAGGUUAUUAUUAUAGAAUCUACAAAGAGUAUUCGAAAAGUUGGUAAUAGGAAGUCUGCCAUACUGCCUGGGGAAGGAAUGUCCACACCGACUAGUUUGAGAUCAUUGGCCGAUAUUCCACCUCCAAGUAGAUGGCAAUCUCCCAGCAUGAGGAAUACCGAAAAUACUAUGGAAUUAAAAAAUUCACAGGUCAAGGCUUCACCAAGACGCCCUCUUUUCGAGGCCGGAGGCGUAGUGCCUGGUGACUUGUUGCUACAUAAAAUUGAAGAAGUCAAGCGAUCUGUGAAAAAACUGGAAUCUGUUAUUGCGGGAUCACAUUCACAGGCAUCACAAGAUGACUGCUAAUCAUCGAGAUCAAGAAGUUUCUUUGCGUAAAAUGUUUGCCGAAUGCUAUUUGGGUUCCUAUAAUUGUUGUAGUGCUUAAAAUAAGAUUUGACAUAAAUGUUGAACUAAUAAUUACCGUUUGCUGUUCGUUGUACGAUGCACACUUGGCCAUUGUAUUCAGUAUCUCCUCGCAUGCUUUGAUGCUGUCAA